Molecule: messenger RNA, 783 nt
Organism: Salvia miltiorrhiza (redroot sage)
Lineage: Eukaryota; Viridiplantae; Streptophyta; Magnoliopsida; Lamiales; Lamiaceae
Product: secreted RxLR effector protein 161-like
Exons: 1
Coding region: 1-783 (260 amino acids)
Source: RefSeq, a predicted model, not a curated record
AUGAGUGAGGCAAAGGAAGUACAAGUGCCCCUUGGUCAACAUUUUAAGCUUAGUUCAGAACAGAAGCCUAAAACCAAAGAAGAAGUGAGGUUCAUGGCUAACAUACCAUACUCAAAUAUAGUUGGUAGUAUCAUGUAUUGCAUGAUUUGCACCAGACCUGAUUUGUCACAUGCAAUAAGUGUUACGAGCAGAUAUAUGAGUGAACCUGGGAAGACUCAUUGGGAAGCAUUGAAAUGGAUUCUGAGAUACAUGAGAAAAACUUCUGAUUUUGGAAUCCUAUUUGAGCAGACUAAUGAAAGUCAAAAGUCAGUACUAAUUGGUUAUGUUGAUUCGGAUUAUGCAGCAAAUGUUGACACCAGAAAGUCACAAACGAGUUACAUCUUUACUCUUCAUGGUGCAGCUAUGAGUUGGAAGUCUGUUCUUCAAUCUGUGGUGGCUCUCUCCACCACAGAAGCAGAAUGCAUGGCACUAACUGAAGCAGUGAAGGAAGCUUUGUGGCUCAAAGGGAUUCUAAAUGAGUUUGGAAUUAGACAAGAAAGUGUGGAGAUUAGAUGUGAUAGUCAGUCUGCUAUACAUCUAGUCAAGCAUCAAGUGUUUCAUGAGAGAAGUAAACACAUUGAUGUUAGAUAUCAUUUCAUAAGAGAUGUGGUUGCAGAAGAAAAAGUGAAGGUGGCUAAGGUUGGCACUGAAGACAAUGCAUCGGAUAUGUUAACAAAAGCACUACAUUCAUCCAAGUUUCUGCAUUGCCUGGAUCUUGUGAAAGUGCUCAAUAAGCAGCAUUGA